Messenger RNA from Salvia splendens (bonfire salvia), 1197 nucleotides. RefSeq lists its product as uncharacterized. The record is from RefSeq and is a predicted model, not a curated record. The transcript has 2 exons. The coding region runs from base 1 to 1197 and encodes 398 amino acids. NCBI's taxonomy places the organism in Eukaryota, Viridiplantae, Streptophyta, Magnoliopsida, Lamiales, Lamiaceae.
AUGACCAGGGACCUGUUUAUGCGUAUUGUCAACGCUUUGGAGUCUCGAUAUCUGUAUUUCCGCUUCAGACACGAUGCGUCUGGCAGACCCGGCCACACACCUAUUCAAAAGUGCACUGCGGCAAUCCGGCAGUUGGCCUACGGAGGCGCGACAGACAUGUGGGACGAGUAUCUCCACAUCGGUGAGACGACUGCCCUGCAAUGUCUGAAGAAUUUCUGUCUGGGAGUGAUAGAAGUAUUCGGUGAUCAGUAUCUGCGAAAGCCUACCCCCGAAGACUGCCAAGAUCUGUUGCGGAUGCACGGGAGUCAGCAUGGGUUCCCGGGUAUGUUAGGCAGCAUUGAUUGUAUGCAUUGGGAGUGGAAGAACUGUCCCACAGCCUGGAAGGGGUUCUACACGUCCGGCUACAAGGGAAAGAAUCCCACGAUGAUCCUGGAGGCCGUAGCUGAUUACCGGCUUUGGAUUUGGCACGCGUAUUUUGGGAUAGCUGGUUCGAACAACGACCUCAACGUCCUCAACUCGUCGCCACUUUUCAACGAGCAGUGUCAGGGCGUCGGUCCGGCCAUCAGUUUUGUCGCCAACGGCAGCCAACAUGAUAUGGGCUACUACUUGGCGGAUGGGAUAUACCCUAGGUGGCCCGUCUUUGUGAAGACGAUCCGAUGCCCAGGAGAUGAGAAGAAGGCCUACUUUGCGGCACGGCAGGAGUCGGCGCGCAAGGAAGUGGAGCGCGCAUUUGGUGUGCUCCAGUCUCGAUGGGGGGCAAUUAAGGGUCCAACGCGUAUGUGGGAUGUCCAAUGCAUUGCUGACAUCAUGUACGCAUGUAUUAUCAUGCACAACAUGAUUGUCGAAACCCAUUGUGGUGGUGAAAAUUUUCCGGCAGAACCGGUGGCGGCACCGCUAGAGGAGGUGGUUGCGAAGAGGGUGGUGAGCGAGAGUGCAGCUUUGAGGGAGGGGAGAUUGAGCAAGAGAUUUUACAAAGAUUUGGAUUUGAUGAAUCCAACUCUGAAGCUGCCUCUGUCGCCGGCGGAGGAAGCUUCGCUGCCAGAAUUUGAAGAAAGUGAGAAACGGGAAAGAGGGUGUCGGAAAAAGGAAAGCUUCGCUGCUCUGAUGUUGUUGGUGGGGUUGUUUGCUUUGCAGAUUGCUGAUGGUAGGAGGCUUGAGAAGGACACGUUUGGUGGCGGCGGCCUUGGUGGAGGCUGA